CAGUGUGUAAAAUGGUCACAGUGUUGAUGAGACGAGUGCAGACUGUCAGACGUGCACAGUGCACGCUUAAAGCUGCAGGAUUUGGAUUAAAUAGCCUGUGAGAGAGCCGAUGAGCCUCGAGCGAGUAAAGGAGGGAGGGAGCUAAGGGCUGAUUUUGAUCUUUUACCGGAUCGAGAGGAGAAGGGGAGGUGCGAGGCGCGGAGAAUGGGCUAUUUUGGACCGGGGCACUGAGCCUGCUCUCUGCACGGUGGUGGUGGUGUUGUAUUAAGGCAGCCUUCGACGCAAGCAAAUCGCCUCCUCCGGCCACGACGACGCUGAGAGCAUCGCACAGCUCUACACAGCUGCUGUCAAAAAGCUCUUCUUUCCCGCCAGGCUGCUUCACGCACAAGUGCUCCUCACCGGACAUGAAAGUGCAGCAAGGCUGCAACUCAUCAGACAUGGGCAUCCCUGUUACCACCGAGGAAGAACUGCGCAGAAACAGCGUCAUCACACCCGAGGAUGUGCUUGGCUUACAAAAGAUCACCAACAACUACCUUUGUUCUCCAGAGGAAAACGUCCACAUGAUCGACUUCACCAGAUUUAAAAUCCGUGAUAUGGAGACAGGGACAGUCCUGUUUGAGAUCACCAAGCCUCCAAUACCAGGGGGCAGAAAGCACUGUGACCCCAACGCCGGACGCUUUGUACGAUACCAGUUCACCCCAGCCUUCCUGCAGUUGCGGCAGGUCGGAGCCACUGUGGAGUUCACGGUGGGCGACACGCCCAUCAACAACUUCCGUAUGAUCGAGAGACACUAUUUCCGUGACCAGCUGCUCAAGAGCUUUGACUUUGAGUUUGGCUUCUGCAUGCCCAGCAGCAAGAACACAUGCGAGCAUAUCUACGAGUUCCCUGCGCUGUCAGAGGACAUCAUGCAUGAGAUGAUCCUACAUCCUUAUGAGACACAGUCUGACAGCUUCUACUUCGUGGACAACAAGUUGGUGAUGCACAACAAGGCAGACUAUUCCUACAGCGGGGGGCCGUAGAACCGCCAUUUACUCCCCCCCCCCCGUCCUGCGUUAGACAUUUCCCACACAACCACUACAACUUCAGGAUCACAAAUGGAAGAACCCCAAUGGACGGAUCACUGGCAUUAAUCAGUCUCUUGUGUAGAAAUGUACAUCAGUGUGUGUGCACGCAACACAUGCAGCGUCCAUACAGUACAUAUCAGUCAGCCUCAGUGGGCUCCACUCGUUCAUUAGAUGGGCAUUGUGUUUUAUAGCCAAUAAUAGUGUUAGAGGACACAUUACUAUUUGUCUUUACUGAGUCUAAUAUUUAUAUAGUUUGUACUACUGAUCGAUUCUAUUUCAGAACGCACACUUGUGAGUGACUCAACUCAGAAUGGCAGACAAACGUCAAAUCCGUCAGUGUGUGUGUGUGUGUGUGUGUGUCAUAUUUUUUUCUUUGUUUUCAGCUUAAUAGCACUGCUGUGACAAGAGUAUUUUUCAAAGGAGUAGCCAUUUUUAAGCAUCAGACAGCAUAUAUCAAUGUAUCAAUUUUGAUAUCCAAUACAUGCACUAUAGUACUGACCACUGCAAAUACAGUUGCACUCAGAAUUAUACAAUCCCCAUUGCAUACCACUUUUAUUCGCGAAGUUUGUAAGCUUGCAGGAGUUUGCAUUAAACAAAUAAAACAAAAGCUAUUUAAAUAGCUUAACUAAACUCACUAAUAUUAUAAAUCUAUUGCUUGUACAUUUCCAAUAAAUGUAACUGACAAUGGGGGCUUGAUUAAUUUCAAGUGUAACUGUAUACAUUUUAAUUGUGAUAAAUGUAAGUAAUUUACGUCAACAAAUUUUGAAAUUCCAUCAAUGCAAUAAAUAUCGGACUUUUUUCCGAAAAUCAGUGUUUUUUAAUUCUCUUUGUCUUGCAGAAACAUUUACUUUAGUAGUUGUGCCGUUAGUGGUGUUUUAAUUGCUGGUCAGAGAAGAAACUGGACUGGACCCAAUGUGACUCUGCUGCCAUCUUUUGUUCAAGUUAUUUUACUGCAUCACUACCUCUAAAUACCGCUUGGCGUUGCUCGCGUGUUUCUGUCUGCUACGAUGAAAGCAAACAGAUGACGAAAAAAAAGGCGGAGUUAUUAGUUGUAACUCAGUUCAGACACAUAAAUAAUUGUGAUAACUGAACAUAAAGUUCCAUCUCAAUUCAUGUAACUGUUUGAAGUACGUGAAAGAAGACGUGAAAUUGAGCCAAGAUGGUGGUCCAGUAGAUACAAGUGGUGAAAUGCUGUGCGUGUAUCAUCGAGGGAGGAAAAAACAUAUUAAUUUUACGACUAUAUUUUUCAGUAUGUUACAGGCUUACUUCAACUUGCUCUCACUUUCUAAGUCUCCAGCUUUUAACUGUUUUCUGUAAUUCCUCUUUUUUUGGCAGCUCACCUGUGUGGGAAGUUUCAUGUCUUCUCCAGUUCCUGCUUUUUGGUUGCACUUCCUGGUUUAUGUUUCCAGUGAUCGGCGGCUACCUAAAUUUGGAGCAUAAAUUGUAUGAGAAUCCGUCUUGGACCAACUAGAUGAAAAAUGUGGGCAUGUUUGUCAAAUAAAAAAAUGUCAAUACGACAGUGCAUUUGUUUGAAGGGGAAUAUAAUGUCUCUAUUAACAUACAAAUGAUUGUGCCAAAAAUAUAGUCAAUGAAUGUAUGCAUUCUAAAAGUCAAAAAACGUAAUUGUUUUACCAAACCAAUGUACCUUCCCAAUGAUUUAAGAAUUGUAAUUGUAAAUGCGGUGCUAUUAUUAGAUAUUGCUUUGAUUGUGCUAUUUUAUUAAUAUUGACCAGUAGUCUUUUAUAAGGCAUUAUUUUCACUUUUGGAUGAAAUGGACAAUGCCAAUUGCUGAAGAAAAGUAAACUGAAAAAAACGGUAACAUAAUUAAAUAAAAUGCAUGUUUAAAUAAAUAUAUAUUAAUAUUUAGGGUGAUAAGAUUUCUCAUUCAGAAAAAAAUGUCUCGAAGGCCUGGGACAAUAAUAGGUUAAUUAAUUUAUCACACAUUAAAUGAAAAUUAACUCAAUAUAUUGUCAUGUGCAUGCAUAUUGCAUGUGCAUAUUUUUCAUAUUUUUUCAUUGUUCUUUUCUAAAAAGUAAUGUUAAAAUCUCAUCUCGUUCUCGUGUAUCGUGUUGUCUCAUGACACCCCUAUUAAUAAUGAAUGGAAUUAAUUUUAGGGUUGUAUUGAUUUAUCACUAUAAUAAAUAUGAUGCUCAUUAAAUUAAAAUUAACUCUUUGGAAAAUUUACCCACUUAAAAAAAACUAAUGUACUGCAUUAAUUAAUUUGUGUUUCAGCAAUAUAAUAACAGUUUAAUUAUGUAAUAAAAGAAUCAGGACCAGAUGACCAUCAGUGGCUUAAAUUUAGACAAAGAAACUAUUUGUGUCUUCGCCCCUGAAUAUCCUGCUAUACGUAAGUUAUUAUUAUAAAUUAUAUAUUUAUAUACAUUUCCCCAAAAGAGCUUUUGAUGCGUUUGAGAUGUGGAUCUGUUCAUGAAAUGAACAAGUGUGAGAAUGAACACAAAACAAAGAAGCUCUUUUUUUGGUCAUUGUCUAUUAUCACUUGAUCACACUCAAGGUAACAUUGAUUUGAGGGCUUCAUGUACGCCUCAUUCAAAUCGCAGUCAUUUCUGAAGGGUCAGUAGAAGAAGUUGCUGGUUAGCAGUCGAGUCUUUAUGUUAAGGAUGUGGUGAGGCAAUUCAGCAGUAAAUUGUCCUCUUCAGAAUGUAAUCCAUUUGAACAGCCUGCUUGUGUCCUCGUACUCCACUUUACAAUGACCAAACACAGCCACCGGGGAGGUAGCAGCGCUAACAGUAGGGCAGUAUGGGGUCUACACAGCUCGGGUAGACACAGGGCGCCUGCAGGACAGACGGGAUAGUAGUACUUGUGGGAGUUGUUGGCGGCUGUGAUGCCAAGCUGUCUUCUUGCAACUCCUCCCAUAGGUUACCUUGAAAACAUAGAAGUGUAUUGUAAUAGACUCCUGUGAAAAAUACUCAAACUAAUACAGCAGAAGCUCUUAAGUGGAAUGCCCCAGAGUAGACAUUUCUUCCUGGUUUUCUUACCAUGCACACUGGCAUCUUUAACAUCUGUCUAAAUAAUGUACCUGUAAAAAGCCUAUGGAUAAAGUUGCACCAUUUGGGAUGAACAACAAUAAAUGUCCAAAAAAGCUGGACGUGAUAGGCAACUGAUGCUGUUCGACUCCACGAUAAAAGAUCCUUGUAAAAGUCUCUGCAGGUUUGGGGAACGUGUCAUAUACAGUAUGUACGGUAGAUACAGAAUAUUGCUUGCCACUGCCUACCUUGCAAUUGCAGGUCAGUCAGACUGGGGUUGAGCACGUCCACAUCAUAACUGGCAUCUCCCUCUAACAGCAAUUCAUGCAGGCUCCUUAGCCCUACACUGAAAUCGGCCUGUGGGUCGGCGCUGUAGGCUAGUGGAAGCUUCCCACUUGAAGUUGAGUGUGAUUGGUCAGCUGUGGGUUGUUGACCAUAGGGUUGAUGCAAAGAGAGGAGCUGUUGUGAAGGUGGAUAAGUCUGUGAAUACUGUGGACGUCGACUGGGUCUGCUUUGUGGUUGCUCCUGUGUUGAGGAAGAAGAUGUCGCAUUGGUGCCAUAAACUCCUAUAGCUCUGCUGUAAGAUGGCACUGAUCGCAACUUGUUAGGCCUCUCUCCAAGUAGACGAUCUAGGUCCUCUGCAGAAAAGACAUAAUGAUUGGAUUUGUGCUGUUUUCCUACCUGUCAAGAUGUUUCUAGAACUCACCUGGUCUUGCCAUGCUCCUGCGAACAGUGACGGGAUCUUUACGGCGCCACUUGUGGAGCUCCUCCUGCAUCUUUUCCACCUUGGUGGGAUUGAGAGCCCACAGACAACCUUUACGGGAGGAGCUGCCAUUUUUGCUCUCCACCUUUUCAAAACACUUGUUCAAGGAGAGGUUGUGUCGCACGGAGUUCUUCCAUCCAUCUGGGGCUGUCUGGAAAAAUGGAGAGAGGCAUAAUAAUCCAUUGAGCUACUUAGUUUCCUUGCAUAGUCCACAAACAUGCACGUUAGGUUAACUGAAGACUUUUUUUGUCCAUAGGUGUGAAUGUGUGGGAAUGGUUGUGAGCCCUGGGACUGACUAAUGACCAGUCCCGGGUGUGUCCCCACUCUUGACCAAAAGUCAGCUGAGAUCGGCUCCAGCUCAAUUGUUACAUGGCCGUCCCUGGCCAAAUUGGGGCCCUAAACAAAACUUUAUUUGGAGCCCCAGCCCCUAUUUAGGACCUAACUGACGUUAAAAGCUAUUUUUAUACUAUUUGACUUGAACAUGAAUUUAGAUGCAUGUUUUGUAGUAAUAUGAAUACAUAGGAAACAAAUUGUUCAAUAAAUUAUUUUUAGUGCAGUAGUCUCUUCCCCCCCCCAUCCAUUAGGCUAACUUGGCACACUAUACCUCACGGUAGCGAUGCGCUUCCUUUGUGUAUUUACCGAGAAUGCGCACCCUUACACAAAAUGAGGCCUCCCGUAAAUCGUGGGGCCCUACGCACAAUGCAUAUUCUGCGUUUGUGUGCGGGGUACAGGUACACUAUCAAUUAGCUUAUUAGGUUCAAAGCAUAGUCAGAGAUUUUAGAUCGGUGCAUGUCAUGUUUCAUCUCAUCUCAAAAGACAUUUAGAUUUAUGUUCCUCAUUAACUAAGCCACUUCAGAAAUUAUUAUGAAGCACAUGCACCAGUUUUAAUUUGAACUGUCCCUGCAGGAAAUAUGAAAACAUGUAAUCAGCUGCCAAGACUACUAUAUGUAUAUGUAUAUGUAGAUAUAUAUAUAUAUAUAUAUAUACAUAUACUCACUAUAUAUAUAUAUAGAGAGAGAGAGAGAGAGAGAGAGAGAGAGAUAGAGAGAGAGAGACUGUAUAUAUAUAUAUAUAUAUAUAGUAUGCAGUUGCAGGUGUCCUCUGGCCUAAAGUUAACUGAUAUUAUGCAUUUCAAUGUAUGUGCUAAAAGUCCCAACCAUAAAGAAUACACCUGACAGCAUGUUACUGAGCUUUCUCGUUUUCUGGGCCUGCAGCGUGUUUUUAAAGUUCCAGACAGCUGUUUGGCACGCCGCCAUCCAAGAUGUGCAGAUUGCAGCAAAUCUUUGAACUCCUUCCAAGGGUGAAACUGAAAUGGCACAACUGAGGUCUAAAUCGGCAGCGGCCUUUUUAAAAAGCUAUAAACUAUAACUAGCUGAAUUUCUAACUUCCAGCAAAUACUGCAUGUUGUUUUUAACGGAGCCCGCAGCAGCCCACUUUCCUAACACACAACCUUUAUUAAAGCGUCUCAAAACAAACUCUUUCGACCAUGAAAUGUCAUGGCCUCUCCAGUGAGUGACACAUUAUCAUUACAGCACAAAUAAUUAGUGUCAUAUGGAACACUGAGGCGGCAGAUGAUCUUUUAGAAAGCCCUGGCCAAACCCGUAUCCUGCAGAAAAACAUUAACUAAUGAAAUAUUGUAGAAAAAUAAGAACAAUAGAAUUGACGUGUUGGCUGAACUUGUAUAAAAUUGCUUUCUACACUACUUUACUCCAGUAUAUUUCAUUAUAAUCAUCCCACCAUUACUCAAAACCAACAUCUAGUCCUGGUUAACUUUUUGCAAGUCCCAGCAUUAAUUGCACAAUCUAAUGAUAUCCUAAACAAUACCUAAUUAGUUAUAAUUACCAAACCCUCACAAAAUACCUCACAGUCAGUCAUCAGUGAGCAAUAUUAACUCAUUAUUUUUGACAGAUUUUUGACAAAGUGACACUCAAUUGUGUCUGCAACAGGACAACUGACACAACAUGUCCAGUCCCAGUUAAGCAUAACCGAUUCCUGCUUGUACCGGUUAAAAUGUGUUGUACCUUAAAAUAGGGGAAGUUUUCAGUCAUGAAGCUGUAGAUCUGACUGACAGGCAGGCUUCCUGUUUUACUGUUCUUUAGGGCCAUGAAGAUGAGAAUGCUGCAGCACACAGAGAAAGGAAGACAUUUGUAUCCAAAUAUGCACACAACACUGUAUUUAUCUGUUGUUUCAUUUUAAUGCAAUAGCAAACGCUAUUAGCCAGUACGGCAGCCUGUGAGUCUCAUUAAUCCACUUCAUACAGUUCCAGUCAGACGUUAAAGGUUGAUAUUAUGCUAUUAUGAGCUGUUUAUCUUCCUCACUUGUCCCGCUUUUGAGAAUAGAGGUGCUCAAACGGUUGUAUUUGAAGUUCCAGGUUUUCACAACACUCCUCAUGGAAAUGGUACCAUCGCUAACCUGCCCCUCGGUACAGUAGAUGAGCCCUGUGUGUGCCCACCACUUCACAAAGAUAGCUUUGUAAAAAGGCAGGCUUUGCUACACAUCUUAAAAUAAAGCCUGGAGCUCUGCCAGUUAUCCAUCAGUGCCCAACACAUUUGGGAGCUUUAACUAGGCUAACGUAGCAUGAAAUUCGACAGUAUUGUUUGCAUUGCAUCUUACGGUGUUGUAUCAAAUUAUGCCAAAUCAUAUAGCAUCAAAAUUGUAGGUAACCGUGUCACUCUUGAGCUUUAUAUGUAUAGAGAAAGUGCAGUGUCACCUGUAUGAGUAAAUGGGCUUGGGAAAGAGGGUCUGUGAGGGGCUCCUCUGAUGAAUGUGAGAGGGGAGGCUGUGAAAAGAAUGGGUCGGCCUGUUUGAAUGCUCCUCAGUAGUGUACAACCUAGACGCCACCUGCAGAAAACAUACAAGGACAAUAUGAACCACUGAUAUCCAUCACUUUGUUGUGUGAGCUUGUUCCACUUGUUAGCUAACCUCUUGGAGAGGAUUUGCUGAACUGAAGGAUCGACGGCCCUGAGAACGGGAACAAGGACUCUCAGCAGGGGCAGCUUGUCGGUUUGGGUAGGAAUACUUUGGAAAUAUAAAGAAAAUGUCACUACUACUACAUUACUUUUGGAACUUGCAUCAAAUAUUUAUUUAGCAAGCAUCCAAGCACCUAAUAAAGCCACAAUGUGUGCAA
Dunckerocampus dactyliophorus (ringed pipefish) is the source of this 7938-nucleotide messenger RNA. RefSeq names its product unc-119 homolog a (C. elegans) (gene unc119a1). Gene Ontology annotation, cellular component: intercellular bridge; spindle midzone; centrosome. NCBI's taxonomy places the organism in Eukaryota, Metazoa, Chordata, Actinopteri, Syngnathiformes, Syngnathidae. Gene Ontology annotation, biological process: visual perception; negative regulation of caveolin-mediated endocytosis; positive regulation of protein tyrosine kinase activity. The record is from RefSeq and is a predicted model, not a curated record. Gene Ontology annotation, molecular function: lipid binding. The coding region runs from base 405 to 1019 and encodes 204 amino acids. The transcript has 5 exons.